CUGAGCAAAGUAACCAUCAUUAUCUAUAUAUGUUACUUCCUGUUCUAGCUUUCCUCCAUUUUUCACCUUUUCCUUUCUAUACAAGAAUGUUGUUGUGGUCGGGUUAGGAUGCAGAGCUGUAAAGACUCAGAAUUACUGAAAAUAACUUAAAAUUUUCCCUAAGGCGAUAUCUCUUCAAUGACUAAGAAGAGCUGGUUCAAUCUAGUGAAGAGGUUUUUUCUCUUUGAAACACUUUCAAAAACAGAUAAGAAGGAGAAAAGAAGGAAAUGGAUGUUUGGAAGGUUUAGGACCAAAAGGUUGGCAUCCCUUACAGCUCCAUCACCAUCAAGAGACAGGAAAAAAUGUGAAAGAGAGGAAGAACAUGACAAACAUGGUUUAACUGUGGCUAUUGCCACAGCUGCUGCCGCCGAAGCAGCUGUUACAACUGAUCAGGUUGCGGCCGAGUUUGUCCGGCUCACUUGUACCCCUCAAUCUAAACAUAAAUGUGAAGCAGAAACAGAAGAACAAACUGUGGAUGUUCAACCUGAUUCCUCUUCAUCUAAUGAGCAUGAGAGAAGGAUACAAGAACUUGUUGCCACAAAAAUUCAGGCUGCCUUUCGGGGCUACGUUGCAAGGAAAGCUUUGCGGGCACUGAAGGGGAUAGUGAGGCUUCAAGCAAUCAUCCGAGGCUGGGCUGUUAGACGACAAGCAAGGACUACUCUAAAAUGCUUACAAUCAAUUGUAAAUAUUCAGUGUCAGGUUUGUGCAAGGAGAUUCCAAAUGGCAGAAGGUACUUGGCAAUAUGAUGAGAACAAACAGUUGCUGACAUUGAAAGACAAGAUUAUUAAGGUGGACAUAAACAGUCAAAGAAGAUGGGAUGAUAGCAUUUUGACAAAGGAAGAGGCGGAUGCAAUGGUUUUAAGCAAGAAAGAAGCAGCAAUCAAAAGAGAGCGGAUAAAGGAAUACUCGUAUGUUCAUCGGAAGUCAGCAGAAUCAGAACAGAAUAAGGGUAAUGGAAGAUUAAAGUACUGGUUAGACGAAUGGGUGGAUACUCAAGUCACUAAAAGUAAAGAACUUGAAGAUUUGGACUCGGUUUGGACUUCAAUCCGCAGGCCUACAGAGGAAACCAGAGCUAAACAACUAAAGCUGGAGACCUUUCCAAGACAGUAUCAUCAUCAUAUUGAUGGUUUGGAUUCUCCAGCACCAGUUCCACGAAGAUCGUUUCACAGAAAGCAGUGUUCUUUGGGAGAAGACAAUUAUUUUUCGACCUCUCCUGUAGUUCCAACAUACAUGGCUGCUACACAAUCUGCUAAGGCAAAUGUAAGAUCAAUGAGCUCACCAAAGCUAAGGCCUGGAAGUUUUGAUACGCAGUCUGAAAGCUACUCACCAUAUAAGAACAAGCUCUCUCUUAUAUCUUCUGUUACACGUACAAGAGAAGCGCCCAGCAGUUGUGGGAUCAGUAGUAGGCCUAGCGCCUAUCAGCAGAGAUCCCCUAGCCUAAAGGGUGUUCCAGGUCCUGUAAAAUCAAAGCGACCUUUGAAGGAUCUGAGCUUUAACUCUGGGUGUUCGUUACCUAAUUGGGUGCGAGAAAGCACCUUCAGAUGAUUCUUCCGUUCUGAUUAUUUGGUGAUGAUAGCAAUUCUUUUUUAUUUUGUUGGUUUGAAGUGUAGAUGCUACUUUGUGCUUAACAAUUGAAGACAUCCAGUUUCAUGUAUGACUGAUCUUGACUCCUCAGAUACUAAUUAACUACAAAGCUACAACAAGAAGGGAAAUGCUCCGGGAGUUGCCAAGGUUGGGACCCUCCAUCAUUAGGCACUCACAUCUCCUUGGCCCACGAAAAAUAGCAUUGGUUCCAAUACCCCAGCCGUGCUACUUCACCGAAUGCACCAUUGGAUCCUCUCACUGCUGAAAGCUCGAGUUUCAGACCACGACUAUCCUUAACCUUUCUCCAACUUAACCACAACAAAUUGAGGAAGCAAAUUCUACCAAAGGAGCCAUGUCCAAGGCACAACCAUUCUACUAACCUAAAUUGCCUAGACAUCAUUGGAAUAAUCUCAUGAUGCUGAAAGUUACCUAGCCUCUUCAAUCUGUCCUUCAUGGUAGAUAAAACUGCUAGAAAAAGAAUUCCAAGGGAAACGAAAGCAAAGACGUAAAACACCAAAAUCUUUAGAAUAACAUACGAA
Durio zibethinus is the source of this 2162-nucleotide messenger RNA. RefSeq names its product protein IQ-DOMAIN 11-like. The record is from RefSeq and is a predicted model, not a curated record. Gene Ontology annotation, molecular function: protein binding. NCBI's taxonomy places the organism in Eukaryota, Viridiplantae, Streptophyta, Magnoliopsida, Malvales, Malvaceae.